AUGGCAUUCAAGUCUCGCGGCGGCCUGGACAAGGUCUGGCUAGGGUGGUUUAUCAUGCAGGCAGUCGUCAUAGCCCUUGUCGAUGCGGUCCCAUUUUACCCCAAAUGGCUCUAUGCGUCCCCCGAAAGCCCGCUGUACUUCCUCCAGCGCAUCCACGACUUCUACGUCGAUACGUACAGGGACCUGGUCGUCAUCGAGUGGCAUAACGCUGUGCCCGUGCGGCCCUGGGUGCGGCUUUUUGCAUACUUUGCGAUAUCGUUCCAGUUCCCGACGGCCGUGUACGCGGCGCUGCGCCUGAGAAAGGGCCGUGGGACCUCGGGCGGCGACGAGCUGCUCUUCCUGGUCUACGCCCUUGAGGCCUUCCUCUCCACCUUAGUCUGCAUCCAUGACGUUUACCACUGGGACGAGAAGCUGUACACCAUGGCUGAGAAGCACUUUCUUGUUGGGGUUUUCUACAGUCCUUGGUUGUUGAUUCCCUUUGCGAUGUUUGUCGACCUGUACUUGCGUCUCUACGGCCGCGUGAGUGCAUCUGAUGUUGCAAAAAAGACAAAGUAA
Molecule: messenger RNA, 555 nt
Organism: Pyricularia pennisetigena
Lineage: Eukaryota; Fungi; Ascomycota; Sordariomycetes; Magnaporthales; Pyriculariaceae
Exons: 3
Coding region: 1-555 (184 amino acids)
Cellular component (GO): endoplasmic reticulum
Source: RefSeq, a predicted model, not a curated record